Musca vetustissima is the source of this 386-nucleotide messenger RNA. RefSeq lists its product as uncharacterized. Lineage: Eukaryota; Metazoa; Arthropoda; Insecta; Diptera; Muscidae. The record is from RefSeq and is a predicted model, not a curated record. Bases 2 to 352 code for a protein of 116 amino acids. The transcript is spliced from 4 exons.
UAUGAAAUUUUUAAUGAUCGCCCUUGCUUUCUGUGCCGCUUUGGCUUUGGCAGCUGGCCAAAACUACCUCUUCGGUCCCAGACACUUCGAUUACAAUUCCAUUGAUGUGCCACAAGCCACAGGACGUGACCCCAGACAAAAUAGAGGACCCGUUGUCUUCCCCCCAUCUCCCCCAGACGCAAUUGAUGAAUCCAGUGGUGUUAUUGUUGGUGCUUCCGGUUAUGGUUUUGUGCCACCACAACAAAGUCCCUUGUAUUACACCACCACAGCGUUAAAAUCACCAAGUGCCACAUCGUAUGCCUCAUUUAAUUACUACAACAUUCCGUAUUACCAGCGAUUAAAUUUUGUUUAAUGCCUGGCAACGGCAGUGGAUCUGAAGCUUACUU